AUGGCUGUCCCACCACCAGGCGAGUCGGCCCUGGUCGACCUGAUCAACUCGUUGCCCGAGCAUGAGGGCACUUGGGGCCCCCCGAUUACCACCGAGACCACCCUCAACGGCGUUCCCUACGCCCCAUUCUCCAAGAGCGACAAGCUCGGUCGCAUGGCUGACUGGACCGACAACAAGGAUGGCAGAGACGGCCGUGGUGGCAGACAGCAAUUCAACAGGAACUUUAGAGACCAACAAGUCUAUGGUGCCGGUUCCGCUUCUCUGUUCACUCCUCCUGUCGCCGAGGACGAGGCUUCCUUCUCCGUUGUCUCCAACGUUCGCGACUCAACCAAGACCCGCUUCGGCCGUGGUGCCGUUUUCACCCGUGGCCGCGGUGGCCAGCGCGGUGGAAGGGGAGAUUCCAGAGCCGCCGGUGGUCGUCAACAGUUCCAGCGUGCCGGUCGCGGUGGGCAAUAUGGCGGAGGCUAUGACAACCGGGGCGGUGCCCGCGGUGGCGGCAAUGCUCGCGGCGGUCGUCGCUUUGGCUGGAAGGAUUACGACAAGCCUGCUCGCAACCGUGAUGCUUCGAUCAACAUCAAGCCCAACUGGACCUUGCUUGAGGAGAUUGACUACAACCGUCUUAGCAAGCUGAACCUCGAGACGGACGAGGGUGAGGAUAUCGACAGCUACGGUUUCGUAAAUGCCUACGACCGCUCCUACGACAAGCCACCAGUCAAGAACUCGGAGCGCAAGCUUCUUGCGCUUGACCGUGCUGCCUACAACGUCACGACCUCUGUGGAUCCUAUCAUCCAGGAGCUCGCUGACAAGGAGGAGGCCACCAUCUUUGCCACUGAUAGCAUUCUCUCGAUGCUGAUGUGCGCCCCCCGUUCCGUCUACUCUUGGGAUAUCGUCAUUGUCAGACAGGGCAACAAGGUCUUCUUUGACAAGCGCGACAACGCCGCUCUUGACAUGGUCACCGUCAACGAGAACGCCGCCGAUGCGCCGCUCGAGGCUUCCGAGGGAUCCAAGGAUUCUAUCAACCAGCCCACCGCGCUCGCGGAGGAGGCUACCUAUAUCAACCACAACUUUGCCAACCAGGUUGUGCUUGAGCAGCACAAGGUCAGCAUGGCUCACGAGAACCCCUUCUACUCCCCCGAGGAGUCCGUGCCCCCUGCGUCCAAGGCCUACAAGUACAGACGGUUCGAUCUUUCCACCACCGAGGAGAGCCCCACUUAUCUUAUCGUCCGCACCGAGUUGGAUGCGGUGCAAAAGAGCGCUCUCAACAACGAGAACCAGUUCGUCACUGUCCACGCUCUCAACGAGUUUGACAGCAAGGCUCAAGGCAGCGGUGGUGGCCUUGACUGGAGGACCAAGCUUGUGUCUCAGCGUGGUGCUGUAGUCGCCACUGAGAUGAAGAACAACAGCUGCAAGCUCGCCAGAUGGACUGUUCAGUCUAUUCUUGCCAAGGCUGAUGUCAUGAAGAUUGGUUUCGUGUCUCGCGCGAACCCCAAGACCAAUGACAAGCACGUCAUUAUUGGCGUUGUUGGCUGGAAGCCUAAGGACUUUGCCAACCAGAUGAACCUCCAGCUGUCCAACGGCUGGGGUAUCGUUCGUACCAUCGCCGACAUGGUUCUUCAGCAGCCAGAGGGCAAGUACAUCUUGGUCAAGGACCCCAACAAGAACAUCCUCCGACUCUACCAGGUCCCUGCUGGGAGCUUGGAUGACGAGGAGGAGGAGGUCGCCGAGCCGGUUCAGGAGGCGGAGGAGUAG
Molecule: messenger RNA, 1749 nt
Organism: Podospora anserina S mat+
Lineage: Eukaryota; Fungi; Ascomycota; Sordariomycetes; Sordariales; Podosporaceae
Exons: 3
Coding region: 1-1749 (582 amino acids)
Biological process (GO): translational initiation
Cellular component (GO): cytoplasm; eukaryotic translation initiation factor 3 complex
Molecular function (GO): translation initiation factor activity
Source: RefSeq, a predicted model, not a curated record